This is a messenger RNA of Lotus japonicus, 1955 nucleotides long. RefSeq names its product probable glucuronoxylan glucuronosyltransferase IRX7. The coding region runs from base 287 to 1654 and encodes 455 amino acids. Gene Ontology annotation, molecular function: glycosyltransferase activity. The record is from RefSeq and is a predicted model, not a curated record. Lineage: Eukaryota; Viridiplantae; Streptophyta; Magnoliopsida; Fabales; Fabaceae. The transcript has 4 exons.
AACCAGAAUAUAAAACUCAAAACCCUAUAAGAAAAUCACUAAAUGCUGCAACUGUUUUCGUUUGAACAUGGAGUAUUAGUUAAGUGAAAUCCCCAUUUGUUUAUUCUAGGUGCAAAAACGAUUUGCCAACAAACUUAUACCUUCUUCUUAGUCCUUCACUUCUUCCCCUUUCUCUUCUCCUAUCACUGUUUCUUUGUCUCCACUUCUUCUCAGACCAGAAUCCGAAAGCUCUCUCUCAACUACCACCACUGCCACACCCUUUCACUUUCUUUGGAUUUUAAAUGCAAUGUCGGAACUCAAGAGACCCUCAAAGAACAGAGGCUUCUAUGUGAGGAUGAAGCUCCUGCAAAAAAAUGGAUUCAAGCCUCAACAAGACAGCAGAACAUGCUGCUUCUACUCAUAUUACAAAUGGAUUCUCUGGCUUUCUCUUUCCCUCUAUUUCUUCACCUCAUUUCUCAUCAGCAACGACCCCAACAACACCCCACCACCAAUCUCAAACUCCAAAUCCAGCGUUGUUCCCUCUCGUACCCUUUUCGAAUCCACCAACACUUCAGGGGUGCUGAACGAUUUGAAGGUCUUCAUCUACGAUCUCCCUUCCAAAUACAACACCGAUUGGCUCGUGAAUGAGAGAUGCAGAACGCAUUUAUUCGCCUCAGAGGUUGCCAUUCACAGAGCAUUGUUGACGAGCAAUGUUCGAACGCUCGACCCACAUGAAGCUGAUUUCUUCUUCGUCCCCGUCUACGUUUCCUGCAACUUCAGCACCGUCAAUGGCUUCCCGGCGAUCGGUCACGCACGCUCGCUCAUCAACUCCGCGGUUCAGCUCAUCUCCGGCGAGCACCCGUUCUGGAACAGAAGCAGAGGCUCCGACCACGUCUUUGUUGCUUCCCAUGACUUCGGAGCAUGCUUCCACACCAUGGAGCAUGUGGCGAUGGCUGAUGGGAUUCCAGAAAUGUUGAAGAACUCGAUUGUGUUGCAGACGUUCGGCGUUGUUCACCAGCAUCCGUGUCAGGACGUUGAGAAUGUGGUGAUUCCACCUUACGUUUCGCCGGAAAGUGUGAGCAGAACGCUGGAGAAAGCUCCGGUGAAUGGCCGGCGAGACAUUUUGGCGUUUUUCCGGGGGAAAAUGGAGGUUCAUCCUAAGAAUAUUAGUGGACGAUUUUACAGCAAGCAAGUGCGGACGACUAUAUGGCGAAGGUUCAACAAUGACUGGCGGUUUUACCUGCGAAGGCAGAGGUUUGCCGGUUACCAGAUGGAAAUCGCGCGGUCAGUUUUCUGUUUGUGUCCGCUAGGGUGGGCCCCGUGGAGUCCUCGACUGGUUGAGUCAGUUGCAUUGGGGUGCAUACCGGUGAUCAUCGCAGAUGGUAUCCGGUUACCGUUCUCCUCCGCGGUGCGGUGGCCGGAGAUAUCACUAACAGUGGCGGAGAAAGAUGUUGGGAGGCUAGACCGGAUCCUGGAGCGCGUGGUUGCCACGAACCUCAGCGUGAUUCAAUGGAACCUGUGGGACCCGAAGACAAGGCAAGCGUUACUUUUCAACAAUGAAGUCCAGGUUGGCGAUGCCACAUGGCAGGUCUUGUUGAGUCUGAGUCAGAAGCUCGGUAGGUCCCACCGGAGGUCCAUUAAUACGGUUUCUGGCGAAUUGAAGAGCGACACGUGAUGGGUUGUGAUUGGAGGAGAAGUUUGGUUCCAGCGUGGAUUUGGUGUUAUUGCAUGGGGAGCAAUAAUGAAUGUGGAUGACAGCUGCAACUUUCUUUGGCUUUAUCGAUCAAGGAAUCUGGUAAAGACAUGGUGGGGCCCGUGCGGGAACAUGGAAUGGAAGAGUAGAUCAAUUUAUUUAAGAUUUGGUUCCAGUGUUCUUGAUGAGAUGCCCAGCAUUUAUUCGAUUUUUUUCUUAAUUUUUUUGUAAAAUCAUUUUUUGCUGUAUAUAAAUUAGUACUACUAGAAUUAAGAUUUUCUUA